AUGGCAAUGGCAGCUUACCUUUCAAGAAUGUUCAGACUCUCCACCACUCAACAAACCCCACUACGAAACUUUUCCUCAUCAUCUACAUCUCACCAAUCAUUUCGCGCAUUGAAAUCAGCCAUCAAAUCAGAACAAGACCCUUUAAAGAUCGCUAAACUCUUCGAUUCACCCAUUUCAAUACCCACAUUCAGACACUACAAGCCCCUGUUCACUCUUUCAGUCCACAAACUCACUCGAUCCAAACGAUUCGACCUAAUCGAUCGCAUAUUAUCCAAAUCAAUCACUGAUUCACCCGCCCUACAACUCGCUUCAGAAGGGUUUUGGCUCAGAAUUGUCAUGUUAUACUCACAAGCUGGGAUGGUGGACAAUGCACUCAAGGUGUUCGACGAAAUGCUUCAGAGAAAAACCUGCACGUUGACUGAAAAAUCGCUUUGUGGGGUGCUUUCUGUGAUGCUGGAUAACAAGAUAUAUGAUGAUAAGUUUCAUCAGACUUAUGAAACUUUCGUAAAAAAGACGGGUGUUUCGCCGGGUGUUAAGUCAUUUAAUCUGGUAUUGAACGCUCAUGUUAAAGCGGGCCGGGUUGAUCAGGCUCAGGAGUUGGUUACUGAGAUGGAAAGUAAAGGUGAUGUGAAACCGGAUAUACGUUCGUAUAAUAUAUUGUUGGGAGGGUAUUUGGAUAGUGGGAAAAAGAGCGCGUUCGAUACGGUGGUGAAACGGAUUUCUGAAAACGGUUUUGGAGCCGAAUUUGAUUACUUAUAA
Molecule: messenger RNA, 759 nt
Organism: Helianthus annuus (common sunflower)
Lineage: Eukaryota; Viridiplantae; Streptophyta; Magnoliopsida; Asterales; Asteraceae
Product: pentatricopeptide repeat-containing protein At1g55890, mitochondrial
Exons: 1
Coding region: 1-759 (252 amino acids)
Cellular component (GO): chloroplast
Molecular function (GO): protein binding
Source: RefSeq, a predicted model, not a curated record